UUAAGAGAAAGCAAAAUAAAUAUGUUUCUUAGCUUGAAUCAUGCAUUGAGAACUUCGAGUCUAACAAGACAAGCACUUGUAGUGGUUUCCAGACAGUAUCAUAAAAAUGUGAUUGACCACUACGAAAAUCCACGUAAUGUUGGAUCAAUGGAUAAGAAUGAUAAAAACGUAGGAACUGGUUUAGUUGGUGCACCUGCUUGUGGAGAUGUAAUGAAAUUACAGAUUAAAGUUGACGACGAUGGUAAUAUUGUUGAUGCAAAAUUCAAAACAUUUGGUUGUGGGUCAGCCAUUGCUUCGAGUUCAUUGGCAACAGAAUGGAUAAAAGGAAAACAGAUCAAUGAUGCGUCCAACAUUAAGAAUACGGAUAUUGCAAAAGAGCUAUGUCUUCCUCCAGUUAAACUUCACUGUUCAAUGCUCGCCGAAGAUGCAAUAAAAGCUGCAUUAAAUGAUUACAAAACGAAGCAGGCAAAAGUGGCUGUGUAGUCCUGAAUUGGCUAUUUUUAUUUAUUUCCGUCUGUGAUAUUGUUUAUGUCAUAUUUUGUAAAUACAUUGAUCUUUAUUUUGUCUGCAUGA
This is a messenger RNA of Hydractinia symbiolongicarpus, 573 nucleotides long. Its product is annotated as iron-sulfur cluster assembly scaffold protein IscU-like. Bases 22 to 483 code for a protein of 153 amino acids. Gene Ontology annotation, molecular function: ferrous iron binding; 2 iron, 2 sulfur cluster binding. Lineage: Eukaryota; Metazoa; Cnidaria; Hydrozoa; Anthoathecata; Hydractiniidae. Gene Ontology annotation, biological process: intracellular iron ion homeostasis; iron-sulfur cluster assembly. The transcript has 6 exons. Gene Ontology annotation, cellular component: cytoplasm; mitochondrial matrix. The record is from RefSeq and is a predicted model, not a curated record.